Salvia miltiorrhiza (redroot sage) is the source of this 537-nucleotide messenger RNA. RefSeq lists its product as uncharacterized. The record is from RefSeq and is a predicted model, not a curated record. NCBI's taxonomy places the organism in Eukaryota, Viridiplantae, Streptophyta, Magnoliopsida, Lamiales, Lamiaceae. The transcript has a single exon. The coding region runs from base 1 to 537 and encodes 178 amino acids.
AUGAAGGACCUUGGGAGACUAAAGUACUUCCUCGGGAUCGAAGUACUCAGAUCGAAGAAAGGGAUAUUUAUCAGUCAGAAGAAGUAUACUCUUGACUUUCUUGCAGAAGCAGGGAUACUAGAUUGCAAGCCAGCUGAGACGCCGAUGGCUGUCAAUCAUGGGCUACAGAUUGUGAAGGGAGCUGAAUUGGCGGAUCGAGGAAAAUACCAACGUUUGGUAGGGAAACUCAUCUAUCUUUCCCAUACUCGGCCUGAUAUUGCGUAUGCUAUUGGAGUUGUGAGUCAGUUUAUGCACCAACCACAAGCCGACCACAUGGAAGCUGCGCUCAGAAUUAUGAGAUACUUGAAAGGAACCUUUGACUAUGGAGUACUGUUCAGGAAACCUGGACAUCUCGAGAUACAAGCCUACACUGAUGCUGACUGGGCUGGAAACCCAGUUGACAGGAAAUCAACAGCAGGAUACUUUGCAUCUGUGGGAGGAAAUCUUGUCUCAUGGAGAAGCAAGAAACAAAAGGUGGUUGCUCUCUCAAGUGCAUAA